UCAUCACCCGCCGGGUCACCAUGAACGUCCUCGCGAAGUUGUUCGGGUCGUCCCAGGGCUCGUCUUCGGGCCCCACGGCUCAGGAGGCCAUCCACAAGUUGCGCGAGACGGAGGAGAUGCUCGUGAAGAAACAGGAGUUCCUCGAGGGCAAGGUGGACGCAGAAGUUGCCCUCGCCCGGAGACACGGCACCGCCAACAAGCGCGCCGCCCUGUCGGCGCUGAAGCGCAAAAAGCGCUACGAGAAGCAGCUGGCGCAGAUCGACGGCACGCUGUCCACCAUCGAGUUCCAGCGCGAGGCGCUCGAGAACGCCAACACCAACACCGAGGUGCUCAAGACCAUGGGCUUCGCUGCCAAGGCCAUGAAGAAGGCGCACCAGGACAUGGACAUCGACAAGGUGGACGACCUCAUGGCCGACAUCACGGAACAGCAGGACCUGGCGCAGGAAAUCUCCGACGCCAUCUCCAAACCUGUGGGCAUGAGCGAUGACUACGACGAGGACGAGCUGAUGGCCGAGCUGGAGGAGAUGGAGCAGGAGGAGCUCGACAAGGAGCUACUCUCGGUGGGGGAGGACGAGCUGCCCAGCGUGCCGAGCCAGUCGCUCCCCGGUGUGUACCGCGCCGGCACAACCUCCGAAACCACCACAAUCACCACCGGCGCCACGCGCGGACGGCACACUUCCCGCUGCGGAGAAGAAGGUGGCGGAAGACGACGAACUGAAGGAGCUGGAAAACUGGGCCUCCUAAAGCACACAGUCGCCCUUCAUAGUGGGCGGUGGUGGUGGGCGCAUGGGAGUGGUGGGGGCGGGUUGUGUGGAGUUGGGUAUGGGGGCUCACAAGGCCUUCCCUUGUCACCAGUACCCAGCGACCACACCCCGCAGUCUACGUGUGCUAAAAAGACACUGUAAAACCACGAUUAAUACAUCUAUAUAUAUGUGUGUGUGUGUCUGUUAACCUGAGCGUUAAUAGCCAGACCAUCGUCAUCGUUGUCGGGGUUUGCUUGAGCGAUUGCGCCAAUUUAUAAUAAGUUCAGUUGCCGG
Messenger RNA from Petromyzon marinus (sea lamprey), 1037 nucleotides. NCBI's taxonomy places the organism in Eukaryota, Metazoa, Chordata, Hyperoartia, Petromyzontiformes, Petromyzontidae. The record is from RefSeq and is a predicted model, not a curated record.